AUGGACCAGUCCCCCGGCCAUGCGACCUGGUGGUCCCCGGCCAGCCUGUGGGUGCCUAACACAUCACUCGUCGUCCGUUCCAUUUCGUGGGCUUGCCUAGGCUUGGGAAUCCUCUUCAUCGGACCGUUUGCCUUCCUCAUCCUGCUCGACAUUCUCCUCUGGCUAUGGCGCACUCUUGGAGGCAUUUUGCCUUUCACCGCCACGACGCCGCAGCCGCAGCCGCAGCCGCAGACUGUGCCUCCACCGCCGACGAGACGAACUGACGAUGACGAAGCGACUACGACAACAGCCGCGACAGCCUCUGGCGUAAAUGAAAGAGAUACUACUACGCAUAAACGGACGAGUGCAAAAUGA
Messenger RNA from Geosmithia morbida, 354 nucleotides. RefSeq lists its product as uncharacterized. The record is from RefSeq and is a predicted model, not a curated record. The coding region runs from base 1 to 354 and encodes 117 amino acids. Lineage: Eukaryota; Fungi; Ascomycota; Sordariomycetes; Hypocreales; Bionectriaceae. The transcript has 2 exons.